Cucurbita maxima (winter squash) is the source of this 2558-nucleotide messenger RNA. Its product is annotated as subtilisin-like protease SBT1.4. The transcript has a single exon. Lineage: Eukaryota; Viridiplantae; Streptophyta; Magnoliopsida; Cucurbitales; Cucurbitaceae. The coding region runs from base 59 to 2374 and encodes 771 amino acids. The record is from RefSeq and is a predicted model, not a curated record. Gene Ontology annotation, molecular function: serine-type endopeptidase activity. Gene Ontology annotation, biological process: proteolysis.
UUUACGUCGCCGGUGGCCCUUUGUGUCACAUCUUCAAUUGCUGAACAGAGGUCCUCCAAUGGCGAAUCUCCAUCUCUGUUCCUCAGUUUUCUUCUUCCUCAUCCUCUGUUUUGUUCCUGUAAUUUUCUCUCGAUCGCUGCAAAAUCAGGAGACCUUCAUUGUUCACGUUUCCAAAUCGGAGAAGCCUGCGCUAUUUUCCUCUCAUCAUCAUUGGCACUCCUCCAUUCUAGAUUCACUCUCUCCUUCUCCUCAUCCGACGAAGCUUCUUUACAACUACGAACUUGCCGCUAAUGGUUUCUCUGCACGCAUCACGGCUGCUCAGGCAGCGGAACUGCGUCGGAUUCCCGGAGUUAUUUCGGUGAUUCCUGAUCGAGUCCGUCAGCUUCAUACGACUAGGACGCCUCAUUUCUUAGGUUUGGCGGAUAGCCAAGGGCUCUGGGCGGAGACUAAUUAUGCUGAUGAUGUGAUUAUUGGCGUUCUAGAUACUGGAAUUUGGCCGGAACGACCGAGUUUCUCCGAUGAGGGACUUUCUCCGGUUCCGGCAACAUGGAAAGGCACCUGUCAGACCGGGGUAGGGUUUUCGGCUUCGGCCUGUAAUCGGAAGAUUAUUGGUGCGAGAGCCUACUUUUCCGGAUACGAGUCUGCUGUACGAAGAUCGCUUCAAGGUUCAUCAGAUUUCAAAUCUGCUAGGGAUACGGACGGCCAUGGGACUCACACUGCCUCUACAGCUGCAGGUUCGUUCGUCAAGAACGCGAGUUUUUUUCAAUACGCUCGUGGAGAAGCUAGAGGCAUGGCGAACAGAGCUCGUAUUGCUGCCUACAAAAUCUGCUGGGAACUUGGUUGUUACGAUUCUGACAUCCUCGCCGCUAUGGAUCAGGCGAUUGCUGAUGGAGUCCACAUCAUCUCUCUCUCAGUCGGAUCCUCCGGUCGGCCCCCUGCGUACUAUCGAGAUUCUAUCGCAAUCGGAGCAUUCGGCGCGAUGCAGCACGGCGUUGUCGUCUCUUGCUCCGCUGGAAACUCUGGUCCCGGUCCCUAUACGGCUGUGAACAUCGCUCCAUGGAUCAUCACCGUCGGUGCCUCCACAAUCGACAGAGAAUUUCUCGCCGAUGUGAUUCUCGGAGACGGUAGGGUUUUCAGCGGCGUAUCGCUCUAUUCCGGCGAUCCUCUUGGUGAUUCCAAGCUUCCGUUGGUCUAUGCUGGAGAUUGUGGUAACAGGUAUUGUUAUUCGGGAACUCUCGAUUCGUCGAAAGUCGCCGGGAAGAUCGUCGUGUGUGAUCGGGGAGGGAACGCCAGAGUCGCCAAAGGAAGUACCGUGAAAACCGCCGGUGGUCUUGGUAUGAUACUCGCCAAUACGGAGGAAAACGGCGAAGAGCUCUUAGCAGAUUCACAUCUUAUUCCGGGAACUAUGAUCGGAGAAAUCGCCGGUAACACACUUAAAGACUACAUCCAUUCAGAUCCGAGUCCCACUGCUACAAUCGUGUUUCGCGGAACUGUAAUCGGCGAUUCGCCUCCUGCUCCGAGAGUCGCAGCCUUCUCCAGCCGCGGCCCGAACUUCAGGACGGCGGAGAUUCUGAAACCAGACGUAAUAGCUCCGGGAGUUAACAUUUUGGCCGGCUGGAGUGGCUACAGCAGUCCAACCAGUCUAAGCAUCGAUCCGCGAAGAGUCGAGUUCAAUAUCAUCUCCGGAACUUCAAUGUCUUGCCCUCACGUCAGCGGCGUCGCCGCCUUGCUCCGGAAGGCUUUUCCAACGUGGUCGCCCGCGGCAAUCAAAUCUGCUCUCGUCACCACUUCUUACUCUUUGGACUCUUCCGGCCGCCCAAUCACAGAUCUCUCCACCAGCAAACAAUCAAAUCCGUUCGUUCAUGGUGCCGGCCACAUCGAUCCCAACAAAGCUCUGAAUCCGGGCCUGAUUUAUGAUCUCAAUCCUCAGGACUACGUUUCAUUUCUCUGCUCGAUUGGUUACGAUUCUCGCCAAAUAGCUGUUUUCGUGAAGGAUUCUCCAUACGCCGAACUUUGUAAACACAAAUUGACCAGCCCUGGUAAUCUGAACUACCCAUCCUUCGCCGUCGUGUUCGAUUCCGACGGCGACGAGGUGGUGAAAUACACAAGAACUGUCACAAAUGUCGGAGACGAAGUUGAUGCUGUUUAUGAAGUGAAAGUAGAAUCCCCAGAAGGAGUGGAAAUCACUGUUCUUCCAAACAAGCUGGAGUUCAGCGCAAAGAAUCGGACACAGUCUUAUGAGAUUACAUUCACCAAAAUCAAUGGAAUCAAGAACUCAGCAAGCUUCGGGUCAAUUCAAUGGAGUGAUGGAAGUCACAUUGUUAGGAGUCCAGUAGCUGUCUCGUUCAACAGUGGAUACAUAGCAUCAAUGUAAGGUAUGUUUGUUGAUAUUGAAUAGGAAUUUUAGAAGUAACCUUGGUGUCCGCCAUUGUAGGUGGGUUCCAAAGCUCCUCAUGCUGUUCAUUUAGAUUAUUCUGAAUCGUAUGGAACAGUAUGAAACUUUAUAAUAAUCUUCGAUAUCUGAAACUCAAAGGCAAUGGCAACAUUGAUCUUCAUCC